AUGGGAACACUUCCUGAGAUUAAGUACUCACCUCCCUCUCACCAUCUCAGUAUACUCCAAAAACUUGUUGGCACUAUUGCUGCAUCGCAUUUGUUAGUUAGAAGUUAUAAAAGGAGCUUCAAUGGAUUCGCUGCCAAUCUAUCUCAAGCCGAGAGUCAGAAACUGCAAAAUAUGAAAGAGGUAGUGUCAGUGUUUCCAAGCAAGAGUCAUGAACUGACGACAACAAGAUCAUGGGACUUUGUCGGAUUUGGCGAGAAAGCGAGACGAGAGAGUGUGAAAGAAAGUGAUGUUAUUGUCGGAGUGAUUGACAGUGGAAUCUGGCCGGAAUCUGAGAGCUUUGACGACGAAGGUUUUGGUCCGCCUCCAAAAAAAUGGAAAGGUUCCUGUAAAGGUGGCCUAAAAUUCGCUUGCAACAACAAGCUCAUCGGAGCUAGGUUUUACAAUAAAUUUGCCGACUCAGCAAGAGAUGAGGAAGGCCAUGGAACCCACACUGCGUCAACGGCUGCUGGUAAUGCGGUUCAAGCUGCUAGCUUCUACGGUUUGGCUCAAGGUACUGCUCGUGGUGGAGUUCCCUCGGCGAGAAUAGCCGCAUAUAAAGUCUGCUUCAACCGCUGCAACGAUGUAGAUAUUCUGGCUGCGUUUGAUGAUGCCAUUGCCGAUGGUGUUGAUGUUAUCUCGAUCUCAAUCUCAGCCGAUUACGUCUCCAAUUUAUUAAACGCUUCUGUAGCCAUUGGUUCUUUUCACGCAAUGAUGAGAGGAAUCAUCACGGCAGGUUCAGCUGGGAACAAUGGGCCUGAUCAAGGUUCGGUGGCUAAUGUAUCGCCAUGGAUGAUAACCGUUGCAGCCAGCGGUACGGACCGGCAGUUCAUUGACAGAGUCGUUCUUGGUAACGGAAAAGCAUUAACGGGUAUAUCAGUUAAUACAUUCAAUCUCAAUGGGACAAAGUUCCCGAUCGUUUACGGCCAAAACGUGUCGAGAAAUUGUUCCCAAGCCCAAGCCGGUUAUUGUUCAAGUGGGUGUGUGGAUAGUGAGCUGGUGAAAGGGAAGAUCGUUCUAUGUGACGACUUCCUAGGAUAUAGAGAAGCUUACUUAGCUGGAGCCAUUGGAGUCAUUGUUCAAAACACAUUGCUUCCAGACAGCGCAUUUGUGGUUCCCUUUCCUGCCUCUUCUCUGGGAUUUGAGGACUACAAAUCUAUCAAGUCAUACAUUGAAUCUGCAGAGCCUCCACAAGCAGAGAUACUAAGAACCGAGGAGAUAGUAGAUAGAGAAGCUCCAUAUGUUCCAUCUUUUUCUUCUCGCGGGCCAAGUUUCGUCAUUCAGAACCUCUUGAAGCCUGACGUAAGUGCACCUGGAUUAGAGAUUCUGGCUGCAUUUUCUCCGGUAGCUUCUCCUUCAAGUUUUUUGAACCCUGAGGACAAGAGAAGUGUGAGGUAUAGUGUAAUGAGUGGCACAUCAAUGGCUUGUCCUCAUGUGGCAGGUGUAGCGGCUUAUGUCAAGUCUUUUCACCCCGACUGGUCUCCCUCGGCAAUCAAAUCCGCUAUAAUGACCACCGCUACCCCCAUGAACCUUAAGAAGAACCCCGAGCAAGAAUUUGCAUAUGGAUCAGGCCAAAUUAACCCGACCAAAGCAAGUGACCCCGGACUUGUAUAUGAAGUAGAAACAGAAGAUUACCUCAAAAUGUUAUGUGCAGAGGGUUUUGAUUCAACAACGCUCACAACAACCUCAGGACAGAACGUCACAUGUUCGGAAAGAACAGAAGUCAAGGAUCUGAAUUACCCAACAAUGACUACGUUUGUCUCUUCUCUUGAUCCAUUCAAUGUCACGUUUAAAAGAACUGUCACUAAUGUUGGAUUCCCAAACUCUACGUACAAGGCAAGUGUUGUUCCUCUCCAACCGGAGCUUCAGAUUAGCAUAGAACCAGAAAUACUGAGAUUCGGUUUCCUGGAGGAGAAGAAAUCUUUUGUUGUGACCAUCUCUGGUAAAGAACUGAAGGAUGGAAGUUUUGUAAGUUCGUCUGUGGUUUGGUCUGAUGGGAGUCACAGUGUCAGAAGUCCAAUCGUUGCUUACUCAAUCCAGCCUUAA
Messenger RNA from Arabidopsis thaliana (thale cress), 2082 nucleotides. Its product is annotated as subtilase family protein. The transcript is spliced from 9 exons. Bases 1 to 2082 code for a protein of 693 amino acids. Gene Ontology annotation, biological process: proteolysis. Gene Ontology annotation, cellular component: extracellular region. Gene Ontology annotation, molecular function: serine-type peptidase activity; serine-type endopeptidase activity. Lineage: Eukaryota; Viridiplantae; Streptophyta; Magnoliopsida; Brassicales; Brassicaceae. The record is from RefSeq and is marked reviewed.